GUUCAAGCAAUAAUCGAAUUCCCAUUUUGCCCUCAUCCUUUAGAAAGCUGCAGUUUUGUAGACUAACUGUGCCAAAAGGUACGUAAGAAAUAGAGAUUUUGACUUUCUUCCACGACGAAUAAAAUUCUCCAGCUCUAUUACUUAGAGUUGUUUAUACGAAACCUUAGCCUUCGGCCGACGACGCCUCCGCCUCUGGCCAACGACGCCUCCGCCUCCGAUUUACGACGCCUCCGCCUCCGGUCUCCGGUCGACGAGACAGACGAAGUCUCCUACUCCGGCCUACAGCUGCUUCUGCCUCCUUCUUUCAUGUUGUUUACAGGUCUGAGGUUAUACAUCGGAAAUUUUCCAUUACAUAUGGAUGAGGUACUAGUGAAAACAACCAAGAGCAGGAGGAUCCGUAUGGUAGAAAGAAAAACCAGAAAAAGAAGUGUUGGUAAACCCAAAACGAAACAUCUUGAAGCCAGGAAUACAAUGGAACGUCCAGAAAAGAAAAAGAGAAGUGUGACAUUGAUCAGAGAUCACUCCAAAGAGUAUCUAUCAAAUUUAACAGUUGAGUUCGAUCACUUUGGUAGAGCUAUUGGACCUAACCGCUUUAAGUUCACGGGUUAUCGUGGAGUGACUACGAGGAAGAUGAUUUCUAUCCUGAUAGAUAGUUGGGAUUUAGUGGAUCAAUGUGCCAAAGAUCAAUUGUGGUUAAACAUAAAGAAUUAUUGGCAUAUACGAGAUGAUGAUCAUAAAGCACAAGUACUUAGAGAUUGCAACAUACAUUGGAAGGCCUACAAGUCGGAGCUUCUUAAGUUGUGGGACAAUGGUGUCAAUCUAGUAAAAAAAUACCCGUACCUUGACAAAGCAAUGUGGAAAAAUUUCCUUGUUCUAAAAUCCACGGAAGAAUUUGAGAACAUUUGGAAGGACAAAAAACUAUUUUCUAGUGAGGAAUUGGAGGAACGUGUUAAAACAUGGAUGAGAACUUUUGGUGAUAAAGUGAAGCCUUUUUGUAAGGCAUACAAUGAGUCAACCACAAAGGGGAAAGAGAGGUUAGAGGUGACAAAGGGGAAAGAGAGUUGGAACGGUGAUCCAUGUGUUCCACAACAUCCAUGGACUGGAAUUGGCUGUUUAAUAAGGCUGGAGUGGAAUUGGAUUGGAAUUGUCUGUUUAAUAAGGCUCUGGAAUGCAAUUGGAGUGGAAUUGUCUGUUUAAUAAGGCUCUGGAAUGCAAAGGGGAUGUGAGACAUCAAGUACGGUUGUUUAUUGGUGUAUUAAAUGUGUUUAUUGGUGUAUUAGAUGUCUAUAUAUGGCGUAUUAGAUGUGUAUAUAUGGCGUAUUAGAUGAUUGUAUGCGAUGGUUGUAAAAAGUAGAUAGGAUAAUAUAAUACGGUCAAAUAGCCGUACUCUAUUAUGCAUGUAAUCUAAUACACCCCUCUACUAAUACGCCCUCUAUGUACGUACUAUAUUUACAAUUUCAACCGUACUCUAUUAACCUUUUUCUA
This is a messenger RNA of Lactuca sativa (garden lettuce), 1485 nucleotides long. RefSeq lists its product as uncharacterized. The record is from RefSeq and is a predicted model, not a curated record. Lineage: Eukaryota; Viridiplantae; Streptophyta; Magnoliopsida; Asterales; Asteraceae.